GGAAGCAAAUUUUUGUUUAGGACAUGGUGAGACAUGGGUUUCGAAGCCCCUCUCGUCGUCUGCUCUUCUUCUCCUCUUCUCUUUCUCUUUUUCUUCUUUUAUUUCUUCACUCCGAUGAACGACGUCAUUGCCUCCGACGCCAUCAACACCGAUCAACGACAAGACAAAGCCACAAGUCAUUUUUUGAGAAGUCAGAUUUAUUUUUUGUGUGCAUGAUGCAACACCUCUCCUUUGAUAUCCAAAAGCAGGAUCAAGAGAUAGAAGCAGCCCAGUGGAUGGCAUUUGAAGAAUAUCCAGCCCAACCAUUUGUCCAGAAAAACGAAUUUGGCUACUGAGAUGUUUAAUGAGUGGAUGGAGGGAUAAUUUUUCUACUGAGAUGUUUAAUGAGUGGA
This is a messenger RNA of Prunus mume (Japanese apricot), 392 nucleotides long. Lineage: Eukaryota; Viridiplantae; Streptophyta; Magnoliopsida; Rosales; Rosaceae. The record is from RefSeq and is a predicted model, not a curated record.